GGUUGCUGCUGUUGCUGUUGUUGUUGUUGUUGUUAUGCAAUUGUAAAAUGCCGCAAUUUGAUGAAACUUUUUUGAGCGACUGCGCGCUGGCUGAACGCUGGCGUUUCUAUUCGUAUACGGUGAAGCAACCGUUGCAAGAUGAUCAACAUGAUCAGCAUGAUCAGCAGCAACAACAACAAAGUCAGCGCGCGCGCUGGUCAAAGCGCGAUAACAACAACAACAAUAGCAAUGGCAGCAGUAGCAGCGGCAGCUGCAACAACAACAACAAAUCUACGCUGCAUGACAUCAAAUUCCACAGGAGGCGCGAAUAUAAAAAAUUGCCACGUUUGGCUUUAUCAACAACAGAAACACCAGCAACACUAACCACACCAGCAGCAACACCUCUGUGCACACCAUUGACACCAUCGUAUUUGCUGGUCAAGAAUGUGUUGCUCUACGGCAGCAUCAGUUCUCCAUCCACGCCCAGUAACUGCUCGGGGUCGGGCGGUGGCGGUGGUGUUGGCGGCGGCGGGGGUUGCAACAGCAGCAGCAACAACAGCAUCAACAGUGGCAGCAUCUACGCGGCUCACUCAUCCAGCGCAUCAUCAACGCCGCCGCCGUUGCAGCCACAGCCACCGACAACACCGUUGCAGAGCGGACGAGCCGGCGGCGUGCCACCUGCACCACCGAGCAGCGCAUCGUCAUCAUCGUCUUCGGGCGGUGGUGGUGGAUCGUCCGGCCAUAAAAACAGUUUGAAGGGUACGAAAUUGGCGCGACGAGCACGUUCCUUCAAGGACGAUCUAAUUGAGAAGAUCUCACUGAUGCGCACCACCAACAAUACACUCGGCCGGUCGCAUUCGCCGCACAGUCCGCGCAACAAGCAUGCCACCAAGCCGCCGCCCACCACCGAGGAGGUGCAGCGAUCCACACAGACGCUGGAGACGCACGUCAAGGACAUAUCGAAUGCGCUCAAACAUUUUCGGGAUGUCAUACUCAGAAAGAAGCUGGAAGUACUACCGGGCAAUGGCACCGUCAUACUGGAGACCAUUGCCAGCAUGUAUUCCGUCAUUCAGUCGUACACACUGAACGAGAACAGUGCCAUCAUGAGCUCGGCCACCCAACAGGUCUAUCAAUCGCUUGGCAAGCUCAUCAAGCUCUGCGACGAGGUUAUGCUGAGCGAAAAGAGCGGCGAAUGUGCCUCCCUUAGCAAUGAGAAUGUGCGUGAGGUCAUCGAUCUGCUCGAGGAUGCAGUGCGCAAUCUGGUCACACUGGCGCAGAGCAAACUCAAGGAGCAGGAUCAGUGCACGUUUCGGUACAGCGGCAGCGGCUUGGGCGGCAGUGGCUUGGGCGGCAUCGGCGCCGCCGCCGAUAUAAUGGGCGCAGUGACCGCGGCCAGUACGGUGGGCGGCAGCGUGCCAGGACUGCGCACGCCGGCCGAUGUCGCCGCAGCGGCUGCGGUGGCACAGCGUACGUCGCUGCCGGAUAUUGCGCUGACGCCCAAAGAGCGUGACAUACUGGAGCAGAGCAAUGUGAAUCCGAUGCGCGGCUCUCACAGCACGGAGAGCAUACUGCGCGACACCAGCCCGCCGCCAAAGCCGCCGCUGCCCAAUCGGGCGAGCAAUCCGCCGCCGUUACCACCAAAGCGUCGCAGUCAGCCGCAAUCGCAGCUGGCGAAUAUCAAUGCGUCCAAUAGCAAUACGAAUACCAAUAACAAUACCAAUACCAAUACCAAUACCAAUACCAAUAACAAUACCAAUACCAAUACCAAUACCAACAUCAAUACCAAUAGCAAUAGCAAUACCAAUGCGAACACCACCUGCAACUCGUCGCAGGCAAAUAGCCCAUUGCCCUAUGCGCAGUCGCACAACAUCAGCCUUAAUUCUGAUCUGGAUUGCAGUUCGAACUUCUCGCUGCUUAACUAUGGCGUAGAUCGCCUUUCGGUGCGCUCUCGUUCACCAGAUGAGAACAGCCAAUGCUCGUUCGACUCGGCGCUGAAUCAUUCGCGCGAGGAGGAGGAUCAAUUGCAGAAGCCGCCAUCGCGAACGUUGCACCAUCAGCAGCAUCAGCAGCAUCAGCAGCUGGACGACGAUGUCGACAAGCUUAUUAGCUACAAGAAUCCGGCCGCUGCUGCUGCUGGUAUUGCUAACGCCUUAUCCCAGGAGGCGGGCAUGAGUAGCGCCCAGUUGACGCCACUCUUGCCGGCUGUCAGCACUGACUCGGGUCCGGGCUCUAGUUCAGGCUACGGCUCCGGUUCCGGCGCAAUUGAAGUCAAUACGGAACUGCGUAAAGCCGCAGCUGAGCUAACCAGCAACAGCCAUUCAAAUGAAUCGGGCUUUGUGUCGAUGAUGUCAUUUCGUACUUCAACGCAGAGCGUUUCGAAACGUUCUUCGGAGCACAGUGUGCAAUCAUCGACAAAAUCAUCGAGUAGCAAUUCGGAGAUUGUUUUUGGCAUUAGCGAGAUGACCUCUGCCUCGUCGUCGUCGUCGAACACAACAACAACAACGACGACAUCAACAUCGGCAUCGACGACGAGUCGCAGCAAUAGCAGCAAUAACGAUUUCCAUCAGCUAAGCCAAACGCAAACAUCGCAACGUCACAUCACUAGCAGCAAUGCAACUGCAACAACAAUUAGCACCGAGCAAUUGCAGGCGCUGGGCAGCAAUUGCUCAUCACCGGAUUUGGCGCCGGCGUUGCCACCCAAAAUGCAGUCACGUGCUGCCAUGACAUUGCUCGAUGCGGCCAUGGAUGUGCUGGACGAUUGCAAUUUCGAAAUGGCGGAGCUGCGUCAAUUGUCGCCGCAUCAUCAUGCAUCCUCGCAGCAGCUGCAAUGGCAUUCCAAGCAUCACAGCCUGAUGGAGCCGCCGCCACGCAGCGCCCAGUUGCCCACUAGCUACAGCAGCGCCUUUGAUCGCCAAUUGGAGAAGCCGCCGCCAUUGCCAAGGAAAAAGAAGCACAUGUUUCAGAGUGUCGCCUUCUCGGUUUUGGCUUACAUGGAGAUCUGCUCGGCGAAUUCGCAGUCUGUGGUGCAGAAUCGGCACACAGUGCACGCGUACAACACCAGCCGCAACAUCUCGCAUAGUCAGACCAUGAACAUAAUGUCGGUGAGCAAGGAUCUGUCGUCGGAGCUGGAGACGCCGCCAGCGCUGCCUCCCAAGAACUACAAACAGCGCAAAUCCUCAACGACGAUGACGACGUUAUCAGGAGCGACGCCACCAGCGAUUAUAACAACACCUCCAGCCAGUCCAAAGCCAAUGGUGGGUGAUACGGCGCUGCGGAACAGCCGCAUGACCACCGUCUGCGAGGAGCUACACGAUGCGUCCAAUUCGAGGGAGGAGCCAACAGGCAGCGCCACAGCCACAGCGAUAGCAACGGCUGUGGUAGAUAGCAACGAGAAUGUGGGUGGUUCUACCUUCUAUUGUCACUCGCAUCAGUUGCCCAGCGAAACGUUGGCUGCGGUAGCUGAGCAACUAGCCACGCCCAUUAGUACGCCCAAAUUGUUGGAUACGAACGAAGUGGUGGUGCCAGAUCCAUUGGCUAGAGAGCACGAGCUUGAAGAGCUGGACGAGGAGGAUGCCGAUGAGAUGGAAGAGGAGGAGGAGGAGGAGGAAGAGGGAGAGGUCGAUAAUCAAUUGCCAAAUAUGCUCGAGGAGAUCGACAUAACGCCAUACCUAAUACUCAAAAAGAAGGAGGAGGAUGGGCCCGAAGUGAAGGGCGGCUACAUUGAUGCACUGAUCGUGCACGCCAGUCGCGUCCAGAAGGUCGCCGAUAAUGGUAGGCAUCAUCAUCGACGCCAUCGCUCGACCAAUCAUAAUGAUAACAAUUAUAAUGAUAGCACUAUAACUAAUACGCCGCAUAAGUCGAACACCGUACCUAAAUUUCGUAAACGUCAUCAACCUAAUCAAAGUCCAUUUGUUGUCCAUUUCGUUCAUGCAGCAUUCAGCGAGGCCUUCAUUACCACCUUUCGCACCUUCAUUCAGCCGAUCGAUGUGAUCGAGAAGCUGACCCAUCGAUACACAUACUUCUUCUGCCAGGUGCACGAUCAGAAGCAGAAGGCCGCCAAGGAGACCUUCUCGCUCCUGGUGCGCGUCGUCAACGAUCUGACGUCAACGGAUCUGACCAGCCAGCUGCUCAGCUUGCUGGUGGAGUUUGUCUAUCAGCUGGUCUGCUCCGGCCAGUUGUAUUUGGCCAAGCUGCUGCGUAACAAAUUCGUGGAGAAGGUGACGCUCUAUAAGGAUCAGCGGAGCUAUUCCUAUAUACACGAUCAUGUGGGCAGCGGCAGCAACACAAACAGUCAGCCCAGUCUGCUCGACUUGAAGUCAUUGGAGAUAGCCGAACAGAUGACGCUGCUGGAUGCGGAGCUCUUUCAGAAAAUCGAAAUACCCGAAGUAUUAUUAUUUGCCAAAGAUCAGUGCGAGGAGAAAUCACCUAAUCUCAAUAAGUUCACCGAGCACUUUAACAAAAUGUCCUACUGGGCACGUUCCAAAAUUUUGCGCCUGCAGGACGCCAAAGAGCGUGAGAAGCAUGUGAAUAAGUUUAUUAAAAUCAUGAAACACUUGCGUAAAAUGAAUAAUUACAACUCGUAUCUGGCGCUGCUAUCGGCGCUCGAUUCGGGCCCCAUACGCAGAUUGGAGUGGCAAAAGGGCAUUGCGGAGGAGGUGCGCUGCUUCUGUGCGCUCAUCGAUUCGAGUUCCAGUUUUCGUGCGUAUCGUCAAGCGCUGGCCGAAACCAAUCCACCCUGUAUACCCUAUAUCGGUCUGGUUCUGCAGGAUCUGACCUUUGUGCAUGUGGGCAACCAGGACUAUGUGUCCAAGGGCGUGAUUAACUUUUCCAAACGCUGGCAGCAAUACAAUAUCAUUGUGAAUAUGAAGCGUUUCAAGAAAUGCACAUAUCCGUUCCGACGCAAUGAUCGCAUCAUUCGCUUCUUUGAUAACUUUAAAGAUUUUAUGGGCGAGGAGGAGAUGUGGCAGAUAUCGGAGCGCAUUAAGCCGCGCGGUCGACGCCAAGUCAACUAUUAGUCUAUAAAAGCAAAAUAUGCGAAUGCAUAUGCAGCAGCAGCAGUAAAAGUUUAACAAACGCAAAACAACACCAACUACAUUUAUAGUGCAAUGUUUAUAUACACAAACACACACACACACACAUACACCAUCAACUUAUCUAACUGGGGUCUGAGUACUAUAUUGUUCGCUACUCUGUCUAUAUAUAUAUAUAUAUAUAGAAGCUACACAUAUAUAAACAUAUAUGUAUAUAUAUAGCUAUAGAUGCAGUUGCACAUAAAAUGUACCUUA
Molecule: messenger RNA, 5264 nt
Organism: Drosophila hydei
Lineage: Eukaryota; Metazoa; Arthropoda; Insecta; Diptera; Drosophilidae
Gene: C3G
Product: guanine nucleotide-releasing factor 2
Exons: 15
Coding region: 48-4994 (1648 amino acids)
Biological process (GO): Ras protein signal transduction; positive regulation of GTPase activity
Cellular component (GO): plasma membrane
Molecular function (GO): guanyl-nucleotide exchange factor activity
Source: RefSeq, a predicted model, not a curated record